AUAAAAUAAAAAUUAAUGUCGUAUUUUGUUCUUUUAGGGGAUGCCGAUCCAAAUGUAAGAGACAAAACCGGUCAAACAGCUCUACACAUCGCUUUGCGAGAAGGAAGUCACGUGACAGUUGAUUUAUUGUUAAAGCACGGAUGUGACGUCACUGUUAUUGACACUCUAGGACAGAGUGCGCUCUACGUUGCAAUCCACAGUCCCUGCAACAAAACUCUGGACCUUGCAAAGAAACUGAUUUCAUCAGGUUAUGACAUUUCCUUGGACAAACUAUGGCUUCUCAACGAUGAAAAACACAAUCUUUUUUACCAGGAUGACGACUUUUAUGCUACCCUUAGACACAGUACCCGACAGAAUUCAACAAAUUCUUCAAGCGAUAUCAACGAAAGUAGGAAAAUAUCGACAGAAUCAAACAAAUCAGACAUAUCUAAUCCUGUAUCACCGGACUAUUCAAAAUCACCAGUGUUAUCACCAAAGCAUUUGUCCUCGACAGCUUCCGCCUUUCCUAUCUCACCUUCGCUUAAGCAAAAAAUAAUGUCAUCUCAAACUCCAAAAUAUCCAUCGGUUUUAUUUAGCCAAACGCCACCAAACGAGACGAACUUUACAUGGUCAAAAUCUUCGUCGGCCAAAAGAAACGAGUUCUUAAAGUCAAAGAGCUUUGAGCAGGUUAAACCAAGAACGCCAUUAAGGCCACCUCUGACGUCAUCAUUUUCGUCAGACUCGGAUGAGUCUCCUAUUGGCUCACCAGCUCUCCGCCACCGGGCUUUGUCUUUAAACACAAAGAUUAGCGUUAGAGGUAUCAAUGCAAACAUGACGUCACUAACAGUAUCAGCUACAAAAAAUGUACCAGAAAUUACAAAGCAAGAUGGGCGUUCUGUUACAGGCUCAUUUCUGGACAUAAAACCUAUUUACUUGAGAAAUGAGGAUGAAAUACCAAGGAGCGCACCAAAUAGUCCGAUGAUACGUUGCAGACGACAAUUAAGCGAGCGGUAUCCAAGGUCUGGGUCUCAUGAAAAUGUGAAUGGGAGAAAAAUCUCGUUACCGUCAAAAACAGCCGUGAAAUUUAGCACUGAAAUACAAGUUAUUGAGUACAACAGAAGACAAUGAAAAUUCAAAUAAAUACAAAAAGAAAAAAACUCAAGAUCGAAUGUAAAGAUUCUUUACUAACCUAUUGUUCUGAUGAUGCAGUUACUUUGGUGGAUAAAGUGUAUGCUAGGAUAUUCAAUAUUGUCACCGAAGAGGGCGUUAUUGAGAAACAGUCUAAAUGAACUAUCCGCAUGACUUGAUUUAUAUACAGUUUUCAUUAAAAGUGAUUAAAUAAAUUUGAUUUUAAUGAGAAAUGAUCUUUUGUGAGUGUAUGGUACACAAAUUAUGGUUAUACUACGCAAUAUGUAUGAAAACAACCCGCAGAUACUGUAUGGUGAAAAUCAACCACUUAUUUGUAGAAAGAGGAACCGUUUAAAUGUUGGUAUUUGAUAUAUAUCAUUUGGAAUUAGUUUGUGAAUAUUGUAAUGGAUUUGCCAAACUAUGUGUAAUACUCUUUAUGUUAAGGCCUAAGUACAUGUGUACUAAAUUUGUAUUUUAUUAUACAUUUGCUUUCCUACAAUUUCCCGUUGUUUAUAUUUACAUUUCAUUAAUUCAUUCCUUUAGUUAUUAAGGGGAAUAUAUUUCUUUGCAUUCAUUGAUUGUUGUAGAUA
Messenger RNA from Ruditapes philippinarum (Manila clam), 1697 nucleotides. Its product is annotated as ankyrin repeat domain-containing protein 34B-like. Bases 16 to 1107 code for a protein of 363 amino acids. Lineage: Eukaryota; Metazoa; Mollusca; Bivalvia; Venerida; Veneridae. The transcript is spliced from 2 exons. The record is from RefSeq and is a predicted model, not a curated record. Gene Ontology annotation, molecular function: protein binding.